UUCCCUCUUUUCAUCUUUUCCCUCUUUCAUCUUCCAUCGAGAAAUCCUCCAUCGAGCGCCCACAUUCAAACGGCCCCUUAGAUUUCCUGCAUCGAUCUCCAUGUCCUGUCCUGCCCUGCGAUGGACCCUUCAUAGAGGCGCCUCAUCAAUCCUUCACUAGCCAUGAAGAAGAUCUGAUCUCUAAAGCUCUCUCUGUCUCUCUCUCCGGCAAACUUUCCUGGCAAAAGACACGAGUCCUGUAGGAUUUCCGGCCUCUGUCACAGAAAUCUGGCAGUUAGUCCUGCAAGACUCUUUCAGAAAUCCAGCAGGGAGGAGAAGAUACAUUCGGCCCGAUACGCGUCCCAUCCGACAAAACCAGAUAAUUUAAUGGCAGGGCUGAUUAGCGCUCACAUCGCCCCAACUCGUCUACCUUGUAGUCGUCAUCACUCGCCCCUUCCCCCUAUCUUCUUUCCUUGUUUAUCAAAGAACUUGCAUAAAUUCCUCUUGGGAUGACGAGACAAUUCAAACCUCUCACCUCAGUGAUACCCUCAGCUCAACCUCAAGACAUUGCUGCUCCUACUUGCUUUGACAACACUCUACCCACAAAAGAGGUGCUUGAGAUCUGGAGAAAUGCUGAAGCCGUCUGCUUUGAUGUGGAUAGCACUGUGUGCUUGGAUGAAGGCAUUGAUGAACUUGCAGAGUUCUGUGGUGCUGGAAAAGCUGUUGCAGAAUGGACUGCCAGGGCAAUGAGUGGAUCUGUUCCGUUUGAGGAGGCUCUAGCAGCUAGACUCUCUUUGUUUAACCCUUCGCUGUCCCAGCUCCAUGAUUUUCUUGAGAAGAGACCCCCCAGGUUGACUCCAGGCAUAACAGAUUUGAUCAAGAAGCUGAAGGCUAAGAAAACUGAUGUUUACCUGAUUUCUGGAGGCUUCCGUCAGAUGAUCCAACCUGUGGCAUUACAACUUGGAAUCCCACCUGAGAACAUUUUCGCGAAUCAACUGCUGUUUGGAAGUUCUGGGGGGUUUUGUGGGUUUGAUAUAAAUGAGCCUACUUCAAGGAGUGGUGGGAAAGCUACCACUGUUCAAAAUAUAAGAAAAGUGCAUGGUUACAGGGCUCUAGUCAUGAUUGGGGAUGGUGCAACUGAUCAAGAGGCUUGUAAACCAGGUGGUGCCGAUUUGUUUAUCUGCUAUGCUGGAGUUCAACUACGGGAGUCUGUCGCAGCCAAAGCUCUGUUUGGUCUCUUGGGGUUGCAUUGGACACCAAGAUUUUACAGUUGUUUUGCCUCCAACUCCAUUGUCUACUUGAGUUGGUUAAAGUACAUGUGGUCCUGAGGCAUCACUCAGGUUUGAGUCCCCGAGGACAGUUUCCGAGUUUCAUGAGGCGGUAGCCCUGAAAGUCUACCAAAUAAAGAAAAAAGAAAAACGAAAAAAGAAAAAAACAGAAGAAAAGAACAGAUUUUACAGUUAUUUUUAUCAUUAAUUAAUAAAACUGUGUUCUCUGAUUUUUUA
Messenger RNA from Magnolia sinica, 1484 nucleotides. Its product is annotated as phosphoserine phosphatase, chloroplastic-like. Gene Ontology annotation, biological process: dephosphorylation; L-serine biosynthetic process. The record is from RefSeq and is a predicted model, not a curated record. Gene Ontology annotation, cellular component: cytoplasm. Lineage: Eukaryota; Viridiplantae; Streptophyta; Magnoliopsida; Magnoliales; Magnoliaceae. Bases 489 to 1307 code for a protein of 272 amino acids. The transcript has 9 exons. Gene Ontology annotation, molecular function: L-phosphoserine phosphatase activity; magnesium ion binding.